GUUUUCUAUAUAUUUGCCAACGCCUUGCAAAUUCUUACCCAUUUUCACCAUCUCAAUUACCCAAAGGCAACUACUCUAAUAAUUCAUCAUCAUGGCUAAACUUAUGGAUCUUCCAGUUGAGCUUCUACAAAUGAUCGCAACGGCGGAAGUCAGGUCAGGUACCAUAUUGCGCCAAAAAGAUCUGGCAAGCUUAUCCCUUGUAAAUCGGUGGUUACAUAAAGUAAUCAAUCGCAUUCUAUACGUCUACAACGUAAAGCAUAUGGACGGCACUUUAUUUAAUUAUGCAGCGAAGCACGGAAAUCUCGAUACUCUAAAAAUUGCAGUCUUGUUCCGCCUAGAGCCGGAAUCUUGGCAUCACCUACUACUGAUGGCUUGCCAAAACUGUCGCCGCGAGAUUGUUACAUGGCUGCUGGACCGUGGCACUCCUCUCCAAGAAACAUCCGAGAAAUUUUUAAACAGGUGGGACUAUGAUUUUUGCUUGGGUGAUUUCACGGGAUAUCAACCUAGAUGGAAGCGGACUAUGAUAGAGGGAUGUCCAGCAUUACUUGUUUCAAUCAACAAUAAGAUGGAGGAUAUUGCUAUACUCCUAUUAUCUCAUGGCGCCAAUGUAUCUUUUGUCAUGGGAGAACGGCUUAAUUUUAGGUCGGUCCUACACUACGCGGCUUGUCGAGACAUGGUCAAAGUAGUAGAAUAUCUCGUACAAAAUCUGGGAAUAUCCGUUGACUUAAAAGACUACGAAGGUUAUACUCCCCUGCAUUAUGCAAUGGAGUACGCGCAAAUACUAGACCAAAAUACCAAAAUGCUCGAGACGUUGAUAAACCUCGGAGCCGACGUCAACAACGAAGUUAAUGGUAAGCUUCCACUCACGACGACACUUUAUAAUGGGAGAUUUCAACACGCAAAUAUGUUACUUGAUGCUGGCUCAAAGAUUAAACCAGACCACCCACAGGGGGGAAGGAACAUAAUGUUCAGGAAUUCAAUGCAAUGGUCUAUGCUUCAAAGACUCGUCGAUGCCGGUGCCGACCUAACGGAAAGAUACAUUUAUGGGUACGAGCCGUUAGAGGAGGCGAUCAUACAUGGAGAUGCAAAAAUGAUGUCCUGUGUCCUAGCUAUGAAAGCUGAUAAGCAUGGAGAAGAGUCUUUAAAACGAGACUAUAUCUUCGACUUCAUGGCAAAUAAUCAUCGCAGCAUAUACCUUUUCGUAAAGAAGGUGGAAACAUUGCUGAAAAGUGGUAGCAGAAUAGACACCCCUUUGUCCGAUGGGCGUUCAUUCCUUUCGAUGGCAGCCAUGGCUGUCAAGUCCAUGCUUAACCACAGUCAUCUUGACGACCUUCUAAAAGAGUUAGUCGCCGACUCGAAAUAUCUGAGGCAUGUUGCUGACCCUGAACAUCUGACCAUCCUCAUGAGCAGAGGUGCCAAGCUACAUACUACUGAGGACAUAAACCUGGCUGUGUUAAGUUCUUUACCCCAUGCACGUCUUGUACACAACGGGUGGCUUGCUAGAAUAUUAGACAUGGGUUUUCCGACACAAAAGAUACCUAGUCUAAUUACAGACGCCUUUGAAAGAAGAGUCGAUUGUACAGUUAUCAAAUACCUGCUCGACCUUGUUGAACCCUGUAUUUGGCAGCAAAACCCUCAGUGGCUAGAUUACGCUAUUAAAGCACUCUACCCUACUGCCAUUGACAAGCUCCUGAGGGGCAUUAAGAAUGUAGAUGUAAAUUUCAUGUCGAAAAAUGGGGAAACACUCCUACUCAAUGCAUUGAAAGAGUGUUCACCCUAUUACUCAUUCCCUGACUCUGUUUUAGUGCUUCUACAACACGGUGCUGAUCCAUUCUCGCCAACAAGACAUUCGGCUUGCCAUAGUGAGAAGCACACAAAGACUUCACAUGAGAAAGAAAAGUACUCGGCGUUUGAAUUUGCUUUACAUAACUGUUCUUAUUGGAUGGCCGAAAAAAUAUGGUAUCAUUCAGCCCCUGAAAUGCGACCUGAUCCAAAGACGUUCCUCGAAUGCGUCCCAAAUAUUCCUGGUCGCUCGGAAAAUGGUGGAAAUCUUAUAUAUGCCCUUAUCAUCAUUGCUCCUUCAUACAGCUCCUAUCAUGACUCGCGAACCGCCAUUUAG
Daldinia loculata is the source of this 2119-nucleotide messenger RNA. RefSeq names its product ankyrin. The transcript is spliced from 4 exons. Lineage: Eukaryota; Fungi; Ascomycota; Sordariomycetes; Xylariales; Hypoxylaceae. The record is from RefSeq and is a predicted model, not a curated record. The coding region runs from base 92 to 2119 and encodes 675 amino acids. Gene Ontology annotation, molecular function: protein binding.